Molecule: messenger RNA, 393 nt
Organism: Penicillium macrosclerotiorum
Lineage: Eukaryota; Fungi; Ascomycota; Eurotiomycetes; Eurotiales; Aspergillaceae
Product: O-methyltransferase
Exons: 2
Coding region: 1-393 (130 amino acids)
Molecular function (GO): O-methyltransferase activity
Source: RefSeq, a predicted model, not a curated record
AUGUUGGGCAGCGUGCUUCCCUUCAGUGAGGAAAAUGCGGACCGCGUUAGCGAGUACUGCGAGGAGCGAUCGACUCAGAUCCCGAACGUCUUGGCCGAUCACUGGGACUACACUCGGUCCAAGUUCACCGAUGCUGACAAGAUGUCUUCGCGCCUGCAGGGAGCAUGGAUGAUCUUCACUGCUCGGGACCGCAAGCCCAAGCGAGUCCUUGAGAUUGGCACAUACAGUGGAUAUAGUGCUAUUGCAUGGCACGAAGGCACCAAGGAUACCAAAGCUGAGAUCGUCACCCUGGAGCUCAGCCCCAAGAUGAUUGCCGCCUCUCGUGCUGCCUUUAAGAAGUUCAACGUUGAGGAUCGCGUGAAGCUGAUUGAGGGUCCUGCGGAUCAAUCGUAG